AGGGAGGAUUACCGCGGCGGGCUGGCUCGGGGGAGGAUAUCGCACCGGUUUCGCCGCCGUGGGUCUGUUUCCAGCGGCGGCAUUAAGCUGGAAGUGGGAGGGGGGAGAGAGAGAGAGAGAGAGAGCCGUGAUGGCAUGUGUAACACCGGACGGUGUCAACGGACAACGGUCAACUUGAGGACAACAAAAACGGGAGCUCCAGUUAGAGAACCGGAGAUUAUGUGCGGUGCUUGUUGUGCUGCUGCUGCGGGGAAAAGUUUACCAGAAGUCGGGAUACACUUACACCAGCUGGGGUAACGUGAAUAUGGCAGAGCGCAGCAGUUCCGAUGUCAACAUCCUCAGCAUCCCGGUGCCCAUCCGUCGCGGCGGCUCAGAGUCCAACCUGGACGUGGUGGACAGCGUUGGAGAUGACGGAGUGGGCCUGGAUUUCACCAAGGGAGCGCUGGGUAUCGACAGCCUGCAGCAGAAGAUCCUCAAGGUGACGGAGCAGAUUAAGGUGGAGCAGACGGCUCGAGACCAGAAUGUCGCCGAGUACCUGAAGCUGGUAAACAAUGCUGACAAGCAGCAGGUGGGGCGAAUACGUCAGGUCUUCGAAAAGAAGAACCAGAAGUCGGCGCACACCAUCGCCCGGCUGCAGAGGAAACUGGAGCAGUACCACCGUCGCGUGAAGGACAGCGAGACUAACGGGAAGCACGGCCACAAGGAUGGCAGCAGCAAGGAGUCUGGGACUCACAGCAAAGAGGGCAGCUUGCGGGACGUCAGCGUCACCGGGAGGCACCCGGCUCUGGAUAAAGUGAAGACAAUCGGUCCCGGUGUGUCGCUCUCACCGCCCUUCUUCUUCAACAAGUCGCGGGAGUUCGCCAACCUCAUCAGGAACAAGUUUGGAAGCGCCGACAACAUCGCACACCUCAAGAGCUCCAUGGAGGCGGGGUCUGGGCUGCAGGUGGACAGCGGGGCGAGGGGCCUGAGCGGGAGCGCCAACACAGUAGCCAAGACGACCAAGUAUCCCAGCGACGACGAGUGCUCCACGGGGACGUCUGCGUCUGCCGACUCAAACGGGAACCCAGCUGGGGGCUCGGGGGCCGGGUCUGGAGGCCCCGGGAGGUCAGACUCCAACGGGCGGCUGGGGGAGGUGCUGGACAUGGUGCGGGAGAUCAGGGAGGCUCAGGCGCAACUGGCAGAGGACAUGGAGACUCUGAAUACACAGUUCAAACGAGAUUACAGCUACUUCUCACAGAUGAUGCAGGAGGAGAGAUACAGGUAUGAACGGUUGGAGGACCAGUUAAAUGACCUGACAGAGCUCCACCAGCACGAGACCAGUAAUCUGAAGCAGGAGCUGGCCAGUAUCGAGGAGAAGGUGGCUUACCAGGCCUAUGAGCGGGCCAGGGACAUACAGGAGGUCCUCGAGUCGUGCCAGACUCGUGUUUCUAAGCUCGAGCUCCAGCAGCAGCAGCAGCAGACGGUUCAGGUGGAGAACACCGACGCCAAGGUGCUGCUGGGGAAAUGCAUCAACAUCAUGCUGGCUAUCGUCACCGUGAUCUUGGUGUGCGUUUCCACGGCAGCGAAGUUCACCGCCCCGCUGCUGCGGAGCCGCCUCCACCUGGCGCUCACCUGCGUUGGCGUGUCCUUGCUGGCGCUGCUGUGGAAGAACUGGGAACAUUUACAGUGCGCUUUGGAACGAUUGGUCCUGCCGCACUGAUCUGGGACUACAAAAUGAGACCGGAACACGAAAAACAACAGGGGAGGAGUUUACAUGUAGCCUUACACCAGCCCCCUUGUUUCCCCCCGGCGAUUUUAGGCUCCAUGGUGAUUUAUGGCUGUGUGCUUUGCAUGUCUAAAUGGGGUCCACACAAAUCCGCAAAGCCUUUCCCAGAAUGCAUCUCCACAGUGAUUCCAACAAACAAACUCACACGUGUAAGCUGAUAUAAGUUAUCAAAACUUUAACUUAACAACAUGCUGUCUGCAAGAAGGUGCAAACGUACGAACUGCAGUGACGGUGUAUCACUACAGUCCAAAGUAUCGGACCAAUAAGAGACGAAUCGGCUGGAAUUGAUCCGGUGACAGCCAUAUUAUUGGCUUCUGGACUCCCCCUUGCUCUCAUCUGGUCAUCAGAAGAUUCUGGUGGCACCAACAACAGACACUAAAAUCUAAAUAUAGAGGAGAGGGCUUUAAUUGGGGCCUCAAAAUACAGUGAUUAUUUCCUGCCCUUAAAGGGAAGGGUAUCUGAUAUAGCACCACCUCACACCUCUGAACAAGCACUCACUGGCAGUACAUGGCCGGUCGGUCAGUCUCGAACCCGCACAGUACGCCUCCUCGUACACCAGCCAGCUGUGGCAACACAAAGACACAUCCACCUGAAGGUUGAUUUGUACCGUGUGUCUGUACUUAAUUGUUCUGUAUUCAUGUGACGUGUUUCUUGUCUCAUUCAAAAGGAAAUUGUUUUAGACUCUGUGUGUGUGUGUGUGUGUGUGUGUGUGUGUGUUCAUGUACUGUACGCCUGCUUGUGUGUGUUUGUACUUCGUUUCUUAACAGAACAUUUUGUGAAAUACAUUUUGCUUUCUUGGUGAGAAGAUUGACACCAGUCAUGUCUGUAUGCUAAAUAUAAAAAAAAAAAAUAGAGCCAGGUGACAGUUAGCUUAGCUUAGCAUAGAGACUGGAAACCUGUUAAGCUCACUAAUUAACACGUAAAGCCAUGAUCUGUUAUUGGACAAAACCUGGCUAGCUGUUUCCCCCCGUUUCCAGUCUUUGAGCUAAGCUAAGCUAACUAGAUCUCAUUAAGGAAACUUACAAGCAUAUUUCCCAAAAUGUCAAACUAUUCCUUGAAAGGAAAGCUUAUAAACUGCCUCCUGUCUUGUUAAUUUAAUGCUUCUGGGUUUUUUUUUUUUGUCAUGUAAAAUUAGUUGCUGCUCAGAGUUAUUUUGGGAAUAACAUUCGGUGAGUUGACGUGCUUUACUCAGUUCCAAAGACUGUGAGGAAGAUCCUGGGCGAUUAGAUGAAAGCUCUAAAUGCGAGCAUGUUUUUAUGGAAUUUCCUUUUUUUAUUUUUACACGGUGAACAGAACCAACUUGUGUUUUGUGUGAAGCCUUUUUGAAGUCGUGCUGCGUUCAUGCCCGCGGGGGAAUAACCGCGAGGAUGAUGUGUGUACUAACAGUUCAAAGUCUCGACUUGAAAGGAUUCUCACCUGUUGAGGAUCGUCUCAAGCUUCGGAGAGAGAGAGAGAGAACGUGGGUGAUUAAUGCUACUACAUUUCAAUUCCUUAUAAUAAUUUCACACUUUACUCUCGCACAGCUGGGGGAGUGACUCAUUUGAGAGGAUGUCAGGGAAAUUAGCACAGAAAGUCCGUGACUUGGAGGAUGAAGAUUGUUGUCUUUAAAUUGUUUUAAAAACAAAAGCAAGUACGUCAGCUCUUGCACUAAGAUAUUAAAAUGACCGUUCCCCCCCCCAAGCAGCAUUUACCACUUAAAACUAAAGUGGUAAUAUCAAUACCCAUAGCAGCUGUGUUUUUCCCCCUGUGCCAUGAAUGCAGCAUUACAGAUUGGAUAGAGGAAAGUGAACAAUGUAGCUCCAUGUUCCCUAACCCUGUAUCACUGUGAUGAUGAGAGGGAUGAAAUGGGACUGAUGCCUUUUUCAAUGCAGCUUAUCACUUAUACUGUGUGACAUCUGUUUGCGUCCCCUCAAAAGCCAAAUAUAGAGAAUUUUAAGGCACCUCAGCCUUUCUAAGGAACACUGAAAUUACUGUUUUUAUUCUUUUUCUUUUGUUUCAAAUUGGCUCAAACACUAUUUCUCUACUCUUCAGGAGAGACAUGCACCUCCUCUCCGAAGCUGUAUUUGUCAGUACAUAAUGUGUAUUUUCACAUUUCUGUUCUCUCCUAUGUGCUUUAGUUUCUGGUUAUGUUUCCAUAACCUUAUUUUAUUUUUUUCAAAUGAGAAAAUAAAUAUUGGUUUUUCUAAGCA
This is a messenger RNA of Dicentrarchus labrax (European seabass), 3954 nucleotides long. RefSeq names its product transmembrane and coiled-coil domain family 3 (gene tmcc3). The transcript has 5 exons. Gene Ontology annotation, cellular component: endomembrane system. NCBI's taxonomy places the organism in Eukaryota, Metazoa, Chordata, Actinopteri, Moronidae. Bases 305 to 1699 code for a protein of 464 amino acids. The record is from RefSeq and is a predicted model, not a curated record.